GUGAUUUUUGCCCCGGGGGCUUGGAAUGCCGGCAGUGCUUAUGAUGACUUUCGCCAACGGUUAAAGCAGAAAGGUGUUACAGCCGUUGCCAUUGAUCACUCUUCCAACGGCGCGGAGCCUCCCACCAAGGGGCUUGCCGAUGAUGUGGAAAACCUUCGUCGGGUUUUGACUACCCAUAUAGACCAAGGAAAGAAAAUUGUCCUGGUCGGCCAUUCCUAUGGCGGUAUGGUAAUAGCGGGUGCUGCUCAGGGUCUAGGCCUGACAGAUCGCGAAAUGGCCGGCAAGCGUGGAGGCGUGAAGACUCUGGUGUUCAUGGCCGCAUUUGUCUCACCCAAAGGCAAGAAUCUCAAAGAUAUGAUCGGCGGACAGCUCUGGCCGUGGAUGCUUGUUGAGGGAAACUAUGUACGCUUGGAUCCGGCGGUCGACGUGGUUCAAGAUGUGUCUGCAGAGUUCAAAGCCAGCCAUGCUAAGGACAUACACUCCCAUAUUUCUCUCCCGGCGUUUCUUGAGCCUGCUACCGAGGAGCCUUGGCAGACGAUUUCAAGUGCUUACAUCGCCUGCGAUGAUGAUGUCGCGCUUCCACCAGACAUGCAAAAUGAAAUGAUCAAACUGCUACCGAACCCUCGCGUGUUUCGUUUACCUAGUGGCCAUAACCCUUUCUGGAGCAUGCCGGAGGAGACAGCUAGCAUAUUCGCGGAGCUU
Molecule: messenger RNA, 702 nt
Organism: Aspergillus wentii DTO 134E9
Lineage: Eukaryota; Fungi; Ascomycota; Eurotiomycetes; Eurotiales; Aspergillaceae
Product: alpha/beta fold hydrolase
Exons: 2
Source: RefSeq, a predicted model, not a curated record